GCGAGAUUUCUCUUCGAGGUCGCAGCUUAGGGAAUGCCGGGAAGGACGCCCACGGUGAUGCGUGUAGAAGAGCAACUGGUAAGCACAGGAUACAUUGUGACAGUAGUUCUCCGAGCGUACUUAGACGAGGACUUGACGGUGAGUGAGUGCAGACAACGAGCUAGGGAUUUGAUCCACGAGCGCAGAGCUGAUGUACUGGCGCGAGUGACCUUCCAGACCUCGAUUUCCUAUGAUGUGAUGAUAUGGUCUCAUGGUUAUAUGCGCGCGGAGCACUACCACGAUGAGACGGUAGCGGAGGCUAGAGCGAGGGUGCGAGGGUCCGGGCUGCCGCGAUUGUCACAGGUCCGGGCUGCAGCGACUGUCAUAGGGUCGGGUUGUAACAGUUGGCAAGGAAACCUAACUGCGUCUUCAGGCGGUCCAAUAGAAUCCGACACGAUGGGGCCACAACCGAUUGUGGGCGAAGCGGGAGAAGAGUACAGGACAUCGCCCGAUCGAGCGCUGAGGGAUCUGAAGGAACGUAUUAGGCAAGAAGCGCCGCUGGGAUGGGCUGACCAAACCAAUGACGGAGGGCCCGACAUGAGAGGCGAGCUAGUUGCGACAGAGCCGCAGGAGGCUCUAAGAACGGGUACCUCGAGCGGACGACGAGAGACGACGAGACGACGCUCCCCCGAUUACGAGCGGAGGAACACCAUAGCGGAUAGGCACAGAAACGAUUGGAGAGAGAAUUUGAGGGAUUCCUGUUGGAGGGACAGAGAUAGAGACAGGGCACCGCCCAGGCGGGUCUUUGACCCCCAGACAGGGGAGUCAUAUCUGCUCCCUUACGAGAGCAAGGAUCGCUAUAUUAUUACGCACAAGGCCUCAGAGCCUCCUACCUUCAGGGGUUAUGGUAUCACAGAAUAUCUGGAGAAGUGGGAGCUUCACGCCAGCCGGAGUCAGUGGUCGGAGGAAGAGAUUAUAGAGAACUUCCUAUUUAAUGUGGACCCAAGUCUUGGAAGGGAAGUUAAGGAAGCUCGACCGAAGGAUGGGAAAUGGACUACGUACAAGAAGAACCUUGUUGAGCUUUACAAAUUGGAGGAUAACAAGUAUUCCAUCAAGGACCUUGAAACAAUGACUCAAGAUGAAGAAGAGAGCGUACGGGCAUUUGGGAUGCGUUUCCAAAAGAUCUCUGACGUGCUGAUGAAGAAGGGGAAGAUCUCAGAGGUCGAGCGUUGUACUAUCUUUAUCGGACACUUGUCCAAAGGUAAGCAAAAGAGUAUACUUAGAGAUCUUCCGCGCGACAGGCUGGAUUUCCCAAAAGUUCUAAAGCUCGCGAUAAAGGCAGAGGCAGACGAUUACAAGGACUUGGUGUGGAGAGGGAUGAGGAGACGUGACUUCUCUCUCUACAAGGAGUAUGCCACUGAUGGAUGCCCUGAUUUCAAGGAUUAUCCCUGGUCGGAGAAGAAUGAGGCCGUGGGUGAGGAAGUGAAGGAGAUACCCAACAUGGUGAAGGGAUUAACGAGACAGGUUACAGAGAUUGUGACCGCCACAGGGGUCACGGCCUACCGGGACAAACCUGGAGGACCCUAUUCACUUCGCUGGGACCGUAGGAACAACGAUUCCCGGAGGAGUGUCGAGGAUAGAAAUCCUCGGACGCUGAUUGAUUAUCGAACGAGGGGAAGAGAGAGAGAUGAUGAGCCAUGGCGAUGUAGGGACGAUGAGAUAGACCGAGACCUCAAAGAUCGCGAGCCGUUUAUGCGAGCAAGGAGGCUGGAUGAUUACCCGCGAAGUUCUCGCUAUGAGGCUGAUCGGGGUAGAGGCGACUUCCGCGGCCGAUGGGAGACAGAACAGAGCCGACGAGAUGGAUAUAGGAACGACAGAUAUGAGAGAUCGGACCGAGAUGGAUAUAGGGACGACAGAUAUGAGAGGCCGGGGCGGUAUGAGCAAGGAGGGUUUGGAGGAGACGGGCGCAACGAUCCGCGCGGUCGGAAUGAGAGAGGGGGAUAUGGCGUCUCAUCAGAACCAUAUCCCAAGUCGCCUGACCCCAAGACGGGCAGGAAUUCGAUGUCUAGAGGCGCAGACGACAGGGCGUCUACUCCCAGGAACUCAUGCGUCUACUAUAGAGGAGAAAAUCAUAUCAAGAGGGAUUGUCCGGACCUUAAACGGGCAAUAGAAGAGGGACUUAUCGUGCUUGACGACCGCAAGUACGUCAAGUGGGCAGAUGAUCUCAGAGAUGUAUCGAUGUUCCCUUCGAUGAAGGAGAAUGUCGAAGCAAGGAGAAUAAAGACGAGUAAAGGAAUGGAGCCGGUCAGGAGCCAGAGCAUCAAGAUAACCUUUGAGGGGGACAUGGCGACCACACCCAUAAGGGUGGCAGCCACCAAGUCGGCGAGAGGGUCUACAUCGAAGAAAACUGACACGGAUUACGUGAUGGCGGAGAAGGACGGGCAGCGGGUCGAUGGAGAGGAGGUUAUCCUUUCGCCGCGAAAGCGGGGAGUCAAGAAGUUCUUAAUGAAGAGCUCGCUGGACGAGAUUGACACGGUCGAGGCAUUGAGGCGGGCCCUUCGGCAACCCAUGCAGUGCUCUAUCCUGGAGUACCUGGCGGCAUCGAAGCCGGCUCGUGAUGAGUUACAAAUGAUCACGCGGAAGACUCGCAUACCUCUAUCGGAGGAGGGUCAGACCCCUAAGGCGGAAGCUUCUACAGUAGCAGUAACGGGGGUGACUGCUAGAGCGGAUCACAUUGCGACAGUCCUUCUUGAUGGAAUGGAAGGUGUGCCUCCAGACAAGUUUUAUAUACUUGGUAGUGGGGCUGUGGAGACGAUUAUAAACGGUGGAGCGGUACUCGAUGCUGUGAUUGAUAACGACAGUGAGGCUGUCAUCAUAGACGAGGAUCUGGCGGUACAAGUUGGACUGGGCCUCGAUAGGUCAUACCUAUUCGAGAUAGAGACCGCUGAUGGGAGAAAGCAACGGAUCACUGGGGUUUGUCACAAGGUAGCCAUAGAAGUCCAAGGGGUACGAGUGACCCUGCCUGUCUUUAAAGUCAAGAACUGUAGCUCCGACCUGCUCUUAGGUUGAACGUGGCUGAGCCACGUGCAUGCGGUGACGAUAGAGAGACCUGAUGGGAGCCAAACAUUGUCCAUUAAGAAGCCAGACGGGA
This is a messenger RNA of Chara braunii, 3130 nucleotides long. The record is from the annotation of a GenBank genome assembly. NCBI's taxonomy places the organism in Eukaryota, Viridiplantae, Streptophyta, Charophyceae, Charales, Characeae.